Messenger RNA from Eremothecium sinecaudum, 399 nucleotides. RefSeq names its product mitochondrial 37S ribosomal protein bS6m (gene MRP17). Bases 1 to 399 code for a protein of 132 amino acids. Gene Ontology annotation, biological process: translation. Gene Ontology annotation, molecular function: structural constituent of ribosome; small ribosomal subunit rRNA binding. The record is from RefSeq and is a predicted model, not a curated record. Lineage: Eukaryota; Fungi; Ascomycota; Saccharomycetes; Saccharomycetales; Saccharomycetaceae. The transcript has a single exon. Gene Ontology annotation, cellular component: mitochondrial small ribosomal subunit; ribosome.
AUGCUAUACGAGUUAGUUUCUAUUGUACGUGUUGUAAAUCCAUUGGCUGCAAACCAGGAAGCAAAAGAGAUAGCUACUAGCAUUGGAAAACUUAUCAUACAAAAUAGAGGCGUUAUAAGAAGGGUCAUACCCAUGGGUAAUAAACAACUACCAGGUAUUAUAAAAAAGGAUCAAGAACAACAUUUUCAAGCUUAUCAUUUCUUAAUGAUGUUUGAUUCUUCUGCAUCUGUCCAAUCCGAAAUUCUAAGGACUUUGAGAACAGAUCCUAGAGUUAUUAGAUCAUCGAUCAUCAGAGUUAAUGACAAAAAGCGUCUCGAUGUUGCGUCCUCUGUAGAAAAAGCUCGGGGUUACAGCUCUAUUUUGGAAAAGGUUAAGGAUGAUUCGAAGUAUUGGGAAUAA